This is a messenger RNA of Cyprinodon tularosa, 3783 nucleotides long. It is a transcript of the gene cpeb2, whose product is annotated as cytoplasmic polyadenylation element binding protein 2. Gene Ontology annotation, biological process: negative regulation of cytoplasmic translation. Lineage: Eukaryota; Metazoa; Chordata; Actinopteri; Cyprinodontiformes; Cyprinodontidae. Bases 472 to 2661 code for a protein of 729 amino acids. The record is from RefSeq and is a predicted model, not a curated record. Gene Ontology annotation, cellular component: nucleus; neuron projection; cytoplasm. The transcript is spliced from 11 exons. Gene Ontology annotation, molecular function: mRNA 3'-UTR binding; ribosome binding; translation factor activity, RNA binding.
GGCGGGCGCAAGGAGGCGUGAUGCGGCCGUGACGUGGGUUGAGUCGGGGAUCUUUAAUCCUCUGCCGCAGCAGCCCAGCCGGUCACCGGAGGAGGGGGGCAGCGAGGGUUCGGACAGGAAUGGGUCGAUCAGGAAGGGUCAGCAGGCCGAAACGGUUCGGUGUUUAGGUGGAUGAGUCCGCCGAGAGGAGCGGAGAUCACGACAGAACGAGGCGAGGAUUUCUGCCUAGGCCUGACCCCCUCCAGCCAAUCCGCUCCCCAUGAAAGGACCACACACAGAUAAACGGCUGCUUUAAUACAUCUAUAUAUUCAUUUUGAACGCAUUUUUAUUAGUAUUAGUAGAUUAGUCUGCGUAGGGAUCCUGCGCCUCGCCCUGCCGACACUUUCCUGUGCGUAAUUCCUUCCUCGGUUCGCCCUUCAGAAGCGUCGCCGCGUCCCGUUUUUCCUGUCAGCUGCUGUGCAUCAGCACAACAUGCAGGAUGAGCCUGUGGGGGUGACAGCCGCGCACUUACCCCCAUCAGCCGAAGAGGACGAGCGCAGCAGCAGCGGCGGCAAAUCCGCAAAGCAGACGGAGAGCCAGCGGAGCUCCUUCUCCUCGGAUUACAGCCACCUAACCCAGAAGAUCGCUUUCCCCGAACAUUUCUGCCCGCCGCAGUCCCUCUGUGACCUUCAGCACUACCGAGGCGUCCAUCAGCAGUUAGAGUCGCCCCCACCGCAGACGCGUUUCAGUCACCUGCAGCCUUUCUCCGGCGCUGCUGCUGCUGCUGAAGCCGAUGCUGUGACGCCAUCGCCUUCCUCUGUGAACCUGAACAAGCUCCAGAUGGACUCCCCCAUCGCCCACCAUUUAAAUAACGGCAAUGGCAGCAGCAGCAGCACCGGCAGUAUGCUGUCCGGGGGGCUGAGCGCCGCUUUCCCAAACCUCCCCGGACAGGAGGUGCAGAGCGCCAGCGGCGGCCCUUCCUCGCCCUCCCUCCCCGGGUUUGGCACCCCUUGGUCCGUGCAGACCAGCUCCUCUCCGCCUCCUACAGCCAACUCCAUCAACCCCAUCCACGCCAUCGGACAGAUUCCCAGCGCGGACUCUGAGAACAGCUUCUACCCGGGCAUCCCUUCAUCCAUCAAUCCGGCCUUCUUCCAGAGCUUUUCCCCGGUGUCGGCUAAUCCGUGCGCCGGGAUUAACGUGCAGGGCUUCAGCGGGCCCUUCUCGCCUCAGAUGAACGUUCCUCAGCAGCCGCAGAGCCGCAGGUCACCGGCCAGUCCCCAGAUGCACCCCCACCAGGGCGCCUUUCUGCAGCAGAGGAACAAUUACAACCAACACCAGCCUAUGGUGAAACCAUCCCCGUGGGGGAACCAUCAGGGGAAUGGCUGGGGUUCCGGGGGGAUGUCCUGGGGCCGGGACCACCGCAGAGGGAGUGGCAUGGGCGUGCCCGGCUCAGUCAGUCACAUCUCCCCGCUGAAGAAGCCCUUCUCCAGCAACGUCAUCACUCCCCCAAAGUUCCCGCGCUCUGGAGGAUCGCUGGGACCCAAGUCCUGGAUGGAGGAGAACAUGUUUCGCACAGACAGCAACAGCAACACCAUGUUGCCCCUGCAGGACCGCUCCAGAAUGUACGACAGUCUGAACAUGCACUCCUUGGAGAGCUCUCUGAUUGACAUCAUGCGAGUGGAGCAGGAUCCAAUGAAAGGCCGUGUGGGCUGCCCUAACCCCGGGGCCGACGGUCUUCUCAUGCUCAAUGCCAGGAGCUAUGGGAGACGUCGAGGCCGCUCCUCCCUUUUCCCGAUUGACGACAAUCUCCUUGACGAUGGCCACGGCAAUCAGGGUGUUCCAGGUGUCCUUGGAUCCCCAAACUGUUACCCCCAUCAGAACGGGGAGCGCACCGAGCGCUUCUCCCGUAAGGUUUUUGUGGGGGGGUUGCCUCCUGACAUAGAUGAAGAUGAAAUCACCUCAAGCUUCCGUCGCUUCGGUCACCUGGUGGUUGACUGGCCACACAAAGCUGAGAGCAAAUCCUACUUUCCACCUAAAGGAUACGCCUUCCUGCUGUUCCAGGAGGAGAGCUCGGUGCAGGCCCUGAUUGAUGCCUGCAUGGAGGAGGAUGGGAAGCUCUACCUGUGUGUUUCCAGCCCCACCAUUAAGGACAAACCUGUGCAAAUCAGACCCUGGAACCUGAGCGACAGUGAUUUUGUGAUGGAUGGAUCUCAGCCUCUCGAUCCCCGUAAAACCAUCUUUGUGGGAGGCGUCCCUCGACCCCUGAGAGCAAUUGAGCUGGCCAUGAUCAUGGACCGCCUCUAUGGUGGAGUUUGCUACGCAGGAAUCGACACAGACCCAGAGCUCAAGUACCCCAAAGGGGCGGGGCGGGUGGCCUUCUCCAAUCAGCAGAGUUACAUCGCUGCCAUCAGUGCGAGAUUCGUCCAGCUGCAACACGGCGAUAUUGACAAGCGGGUGGAGGUGAAGCCCUACGUCCUGGACGACCAGCUGUGUGAUGAGUGCCAGGGCGCCCGCUGCGGGGGCAAAUUCGCUCCCUUCUUCUGCGCUAACGUCACCUGUCUCCAGUACUACUGUGAGUUCUGCUGGGCUAACAUCCACUCCCGUGCAGGGCGAGAGUUUCACAAGCCCCUGGUGAAGGAGGGCGCCGACCGUCCGAGGCAGAUUCACUUCCGCUGGAAUUAGCGGCUGCACGUCCACCAUGGCGGUCAGAGUUAAGGGAAACACUGGCUGAUGGGAAAAAGAGCCUCACUCUGCCUCUCCUGCUAACCUAAGCUAUCAGUAUAAUCGAGUGCGUAACACUAUACAAUAUAUACUAGCUACAUAUAGCUAUAUAUCUUUUGUAGCAGCCAAACACCGCAAGCCUCAGUUUUUCACCAAAACCCCCCCUCACAUCUCAGGCUCUGACAACUCUACAACUCUUUUAUGGUACUUUCAUCUUUUUCUAAGAGGAGAUUUAAAAGUAAAAAUAAGAAAAAGAGAUUGAUUUUUGUAGCUUUUUUUAUUAUUAUUAUUAUUACAAUUAUUUUUAUUUUUGUAUGUGAGAUCUAAGUAGAUACGGGAAUGUUUUUUGCAUGGGGGGCAGCUCGUCUGUCUGUCUGUCUGCUGCUAGCAACCACACAGUGUGUUCAGCGCACACCAGUUUCUAGGAGAAAAAAAAAAAUCUCUAACUUCGACUCGUGCCGCAGGGGAUUAACCAAAGGUAGCAUAACGAUAAGAAAGCUCAAAAACUGACACACUGUCUGCCGCGGAAACAAGCGUGACUUUCUAACGCUAUCAUGGGCUUUUUUUGUUUUAUUUUUUAGAGUUUAUUGAAAGGAAAGAAAAAAAUAGGGUUAUUUUUUUCUGCUCAUUCUAACCUGUAGAGCGAUACCUCAAAAUACUAAAUCUGGUUUCCGCUAACAUUUAUACUUAAAAAAAAAAGCUAUUUUAGAAGCUUUGCUGCUAUAUAUAAAUAUAUAUGAAUAGAUAUGUAGGUGUUAUAUUUAAACCCAAAAUCAUGUAAAGUGAAAUGCAGUAUGCACACAACCACUUAACGGCGCCACCGAAAGAAUUAAAGUGCAUGCAAUCACAACAGGCUUCUAGCUGCAGGAGUAGCAUGCAGAAUAUGACGUGAGAAAGAGAAAUAAACCAAAACACUAAAAUCUUAUUUAAACGCUUAAAAACUGAGAUUCUUUACUGGGUAGCAUGAUCAUCAAUGACAGAUUCCCAAGUGGGGAAGCAUAAAAUAAAAAAUAAAAAUCAGAGGAGGUUAAGAAAAAAAAAAAAACGUACAUAAACUUGCAUGCUUCGAUGUUUCUUUGUUGU